CACCCCCAUCCUAAUGUUUGCCAAUCAAAUCAUCAACUUCUAUGGUUGUAACCUAUGCUUUUGUUUUUUAUACAUGAAAAGCCCAUUUCAUGUUCAGUACUGUUCUUUUCUCUUUUUCUUCUCUCUCCUAUCAGGUUUUUUUUAUAUACACACUCGUACAUGCUUGUCCAUACUAUUAUAUAUAGAUUUACUAACCCUAAUUGUUUGGGGUAACUAAAUCUUUUUCAUCGAAAGUUAAAACUCACAACAUAUUUUUAGUAGGGUUCCACACUCAAUCCCUUUUUUAAAGAGAAGAGAUCAUACUAACCGGACUAUUGAUUAGGAGGUGGACCCAAGAUGUAAAUUUCACUAGGGAUUGUCUUUACAUGAAUUGAGCUCACUUGGGGUUAUUACACAAAACCUACUGUGUAUAUAGUAAUGGAGAAAGAAGAUAACUUCUCGACCGUCUUGCCGGGAAGCUUUCAGGGUCUUGACUAUGCCCUAGAUCAUCAUCAUCAUCAUCAUCAACAGCUCAUGAAGCCACAGAUUGGAGAAACAUCAGGCCUUAAAAAUCAUCAAAUUGUUGAUUACAUGCUCAAUGAUCCUCAGCAACAACAUAUAUCUUCUCGAUUUGGUAGCUCGAUUGUCACUCCUCUCGAUAAGUUGAGCUUUGCAGACGUGAAUCAAUUCGCGGAUUUUGGACCAAAGUUGGCCUUAAAUCAACCCAAAGUUGCAGAUGAAGAAGCUGGGAUCGAUCCGGUUUACUUCUUGAAGUUUCCGGUUUUGAAUGAUAGGUCACAGGAUGAUGAUGAUCAGUCUCUGAUGAUUGGAGAAGAUAGGUUUAAAGGAGUACUAAGUGUGGAAGAAGAAGAAGAAGAAGGUGAAAGAGAAGAUGAGGAAGCUAGGGGUACUUCAGAGAGUACCUCGGUGCAACUUCGGAAUAUUCUUGGCGAAAACCGCCUUCAAAAGAACCUUGUACAAGGAGAAGCCAAAAAUAAGAGAAAGAGGCCGAGAAGUAUGAAAACAACUGAGGAAGUGGAGAGCCAAAGGAUGACUCACAUCGCGGUUGAAAGGAAUCGAAGGAAGCAAAUGAAUGAGCAUCUUCGUGUUCUGAGGUCCCUCAUGCCAGGCUCAUACGUCCAAAGGGGUGAUCAAGCUUCCAUUAUUGGAGGAGCCAUUGAGUUUGUAAGGGAAUUGGAGCAACUCCUCCAAUGCCUCGAAUCACAAAAGCGGAGGAGACUCUACGAUGAUGCUCAAAGAUCCAUGGGAGACUCUUCUCUCGGCGGGAUUCAGCAGCCCCAACUACCAUCAUUCUUUCCUUCCAUGCCACUUGAAAAUGAUCAGUUGAAGAUUGUGGACUUGGAAACCGGACUCCAUGAGGAAACAGCAGAGACCAAGUCGUGCUUUGCCAAUGUCGAAGUGAAGCUUUUAGGGUUUGAUGCCAUGAUCAAGAUCCUUUCAAAGAGAAGGCCUGCCCAGCUCAUUAGGACCAUAGCUGCACUAGAGGAUUUGCAGCUUAAUAUCCUCCACACCAACAUAACCACAAUUGAUCAAACUGUUCUCUAUUCUUUCAAUGUCAAGGUGCCUAAUGAAGCUCGGUUCACGGCCGAAGAUAUAGCAAGCUCAGUUCAAGAGAUAUUCAGUUUUCUCCAUGCAAACAGCAGCAUAUGAUGUAAUUAAGGUCAAAGAUAACUUUUAAGUGUUAUGUUUCUUCUGCAGAUUCUACUUGGAUUUUUCAGUACCUUCUCUUUGUGGGUCUUAUAAAUUUUUUACACCUUUUGUAAAAUUUAGCAGUUAUAUAUAUAUAUAUAUUGCUGUAUUACUAAGUAUUGGUAAUUUUUUGGGGAAGUCCCAUUUGUAAUCUCUCUGUGAUAGAACUAAUAUUUGAGGGGGAAGAAGGUUUUGGAGACAAGAUCUGCAGUGGUACUUGUUGAAUUCAAUUAAUAUGAAUUUUGAAAGUAUAUGAUUUUGGAAGUCAA
This is a messenger RNA of Cornus florida, 1958 nucleotides long. Its product is annotated as transcription factor FAMA-like. The coding region runs from base 418 to 1650 and encodes 410 amino acids. Lineage: Eukaryota; Viridiplantae; Streptophyta; Magnoliopsida; Cornales; Cornaceae. The transcript is spliced from 5 exons. The record is from RefSeq and is a predicted model, not a curated record. Gene Ontology annotation, molecular function: protein dimerization activity; DNA-binding transcription factor activity. Gene Ontology annotation, biological process: positive regulation of DNA-templated transcription; stomatal complex development; guard cell differentiation. Gene Ontology annotation, cellular component: nucleus.